Molecule: messenger RNA, 2337 nt
Organism: Rotaria socialis
Lineage: Eukaryota; Metazoa; Rotifera; Eurotatoria; Philodinida; Philodinidae
Source: the annotation of a GenBank genome assembly
AUGAUGCGGUUGGGUCUAUUGAUAAUGUUUUCUUCUUUCAUUUUUACUGAUGCAACUCACUUCAAUGGAGGAACAAUCCGAUGGAGUCCCAUUGAUCCUUAUGAUAAUGAUACUUCAAAUGAUAUUGAUAUUAUUCAGUUAUAUUCAUGGACAUAUCCAAAUAUACGGUGCGCCAACGAUGUACCUAUCACAACCAGCGGUAGAAGUAGUGCCAACACUAAUUUGACUUGUGUUGUCGACUGCUCUACUGAUGGUGGUUAUUCUAAUGCUCCAAUCAGCAUUCUCACUGACUGCAUAUCGUUUAAUUCAACUUUGAAAACGAUGAUAAGUGAACGAUCACGCAAUGUUACGCUUUCUGCUGAUGCACAUUUCUAUCUAGCUUAUAGAGGGUCUUCUUGGGUAGCAUUAAAUGAUCCGUUGCAAAGCGGUCUUCAAUGGUCGAUUGUAGCAUAUAUUGAUCUUCGAAAACGACCAGAUGGUUUCAUUAAUACUCCACCUGUUGCCAAUUUUGUUUCGCCUCAAUAUACUAUGGUAAAUCAGACAAUACAAAUUAACAUUUCUGUGUCGGAUGUGAACGUAGGGGAUGAUGUACGAUGUCGAUGGUCAACAUAUACAGCCGGAUAUCGAAGACGAAAACGAUCAGAAGAAGAACAUAUCGAGCAUCAAUCUGUGACUCAUGUUUACAACAAAUUAACUACCGACGAAGAAUCGAUUCAUUUUAGGGAGAAGAGAUCUGGAUCUGCGUGUAGCGGUAAUUGUAGCUCAUUAUGCUCAUAUGGUUGUAGCUGCAACUGUUCUAGCUGUGUUUCUACAACUUGUACUGGUGCAACAUGUACUGACAGUGGAGAUUGUCUAAUGGCAACGGAUACGAGUACAAUCAUUGGAACAGGCACAGCCGAUGAAAUCUUCACAUAUGAUGAUUCAAUCACCACUGUUACAACUACAAUCGACGGUCAAAAGCCAUUAAAAUCAACUUCAUCGUUUCCUCAUCGCCAGGCGGUUGACGAAUGUGGUGGCAUUUGUUAUCCUGAUAGUAUGCCUAAUGGUACAAAUCUAACCGACUGCACUGUCACAUUCACGGGCCUCAAGGGUGGUGUCUGGUACGGUGUUGCUAUUCAGGUUGAAGACUUCAUCAAUACAACAAGUAUGGUACCUAUGAGUUCUGUUCCUGUUCAAUUGUUGAUUUAUGUACAACCUGAACCAACUUGCUCAAAGAAUCCUACAAUUUUCCCUCUACAACAGUGCUUAGAAGUGCAAGCCAACGUCUCAAUUACCUUUAAUAUAUCUGCAAAGAAUCAAUGCAUUCCAAGUAUAGACACACUUGCAGAUAUUCUUGUUUCCAUGAAUAUUACUGGUAUGAGUCGUAGUAAUCUGACAAGUGUAUCAGCAAACUCCUCGGUCUCUUAUGUCGAGUUCAAUUGGACACCGCAGAUGAAUCAAAUUGGAUAUCGGCAGCUCUGUGUCAUUGCAAUUACAAAAAAAAAAUUGCAAUCUAACCAGUAUUGUAUAAUUUUCACUGUGAAAAACUCGUCUGAACUUUGCAUAACAACAACAACUACAACCGCAACAACAUCGACGACGACUACCUCAACUAGUGCUACAACAUCAACAACCACAUCGACAACAUCAACUACAACAACGACAACAACAGCCACCACGACAUCAACAACAACUACAACAACUGCAACCACAACAACUACAACUACAACGGCCACAACAACUACUACGACCAGUACGUCGACAACAUCUUCUACAUCGACAACGUCAACAAGUUCAACAACGUUGACCACUUCGACGCUCUCAGAAAAUCUCAAUACUCAAGCGUUCAAUUAUUUGCCUCUUGUGAUUGGACUCGCUCUUGGUGUUCCACUAUUGCUUGCUGUCGGCAUAUUAACUGCCUGUCUUUGUUGUCGAUGCUGUCGAGGCGUCUUCUGGAGACGAUUGCGCCGAUGGUUUUGGAGAGACAAACGUGUCUACUGCGAAUCAUGCAAAGGACACUGUACUGGUCACUUACCUGACAAUAACAAGAAAAUAGACAGCGAAGAUAUGCGAGACUAUCGACAACAAUAUGUCAAUAGUAAACCACGACAGGCAACAGCAGAUUUAUUUAGUGAAGAUUCGUUUCUAUCUGGGUCACUUUCACUGUUUGAUGCUCCAGCAUUGACAGCGUCUCAGACUACUUUCUUGUCGUCACCCUCAAUGAAUAUCUUACCAAUAGAGGAUAAUCCAACACCAUGGGCUUUUCCUACGCAACCAACUUCUGUUAACGCUGUUGGUUCAAUGCUUGUUCGGGCUUAUGUGGCACAAGAGCAGAGAAAAGAAAAAAAUUUCAAUUGA